Messenger RNA from Eubalaena glacialis (North Atlantic right whale), 522 nucleotides. RefSeq names its product ribosomal protein L38 (gene RPL38). Gene Ontology annotation, molecular function: structural constituent of ribosome. The record is from RefSeq and is a predicted model, not a curated record. The transcript is spliced from 5 exons. Gene Ontology annotation, biological process: translation; protein-RNA complex assembly. NCBI's taxonomy places the organism in Eukaryota, Metazoa, Chordata, Mammalia, Artiodactyla, Balaenidae. Bases 113 to 325 code for a protein of 70 amino acids. Gene Ontology annotation, cellular component: ribosome; cytosolic large ribosomal subunit.
CAGGCCCUACGUGGGGAGUAGGGGGCAAUCCAUAGUAAUCCACGGCCGGGUGACGUCUGCGGACCCCGGGCCUGGAUCAGAGGUUCCGGCCGCGCUCUCCGCACUCGUCGCCAUGCCUCGCAAAAUUGAGGAAAUCAAGGACUUUCUGCUCACAGCCAGACGAAAGGACGCCAAAUCGGUCAAGAUCAAGAAAAAUAAGGAUAAUGUGAAGUUUAAAGUUCGAUGUAGCAGGUACCUUUACACCUUGGUCAUCACAGACAAAGAGAAGGCAGAGAAGCUGAAGCAGUCCCUGCCCCCAGGUUUGGCAGUGAAGGAGCUGAAAUGAAUCACGCACACUGAUUUGAACUGUAUUAAAAUUUUUUAAAUUCUCAAAAUGGCCUUUGUCUUUGAGGAUGGGGGGUGUGGGUGUUAUUUGGAAUGGCUUCUGGUGGGAAUAGGAUGGGGGUCCUGGUGGCUACCUUGUUGCAUCCCUAAUCUUGGGCUGUGAUCCCAGCGGACAAAUAAAGCCAUCUUUUUUUUUUU